CGUGCUCUCGAAACGUUUGCCAGAGCGCCGUUCGUCCUAUUUGAAAACUGAACCGUUAAUUGAACGUUAAUUUCAUUAAUUAAGAUUUGACAGUUGAUUUUUCUUUCCCACGAUGUCUCAAAAAUGGGCUCUUCUUGACUUUGGCGACUUAGGAAUAGACACCGUGGAAACGCGCCAUAUAGAGUUUCCUGAUGCUCGAAGAGAGGACCUGUGUAAUGAAUACUUCGAUGAUAUCGGAGAAAGCGAUGAUGAACGGGAAGUCACAUAUUACCACAAAGGAGGAGAUAAGGGCAAAGCAAAGCAGGGAAAGAAAGGAGCCAAGAAAGGCUGCACAGCGAAAAUUCUGAAGUUUGGCGACACAAAGGAUGAGUUAAAGAUGCCGCUGGCCAGGGCCUUGGAUGGCAAAAAUAUUAGUUCCCUUGAUAAAGAGUCGCCCUUGGGAAGGGGCAAACGGCAACAUGUUCCAAAUGUCAGAUUCACCGUUUCUGACUCGGAUGAGGAUGACAUUCAUGAGAUUCCCCUGAAGAAGGAAAAGAAAGAGAAAGAAAAGGCAGCAUCAAAUGUUGAUGUGGCAGAGGCGAAAAUGCUGGUGCAACAGAUCCUGAGCACCAGCAAAAAAAGUACAAUUACCACAGCACAGGGACCAACAGAGAUGGAGAUACGUGUAGAGGAGCUCGAGAAGGAGAAUGCCUCUCUACGUGCGGCAUUAUCUAUUAUUCAAGAGUUGCCAGCGUUGCUUGAGAGUGUUAGACAACUCACACAGACUCUCAAUAAGAAAGCCCCUACAUGCACUCAGUCUCGCUCACCAAAGGCCUUGCCAUCGACUUCAUCCAGUCCUACAUGUAGUAUGCAAGAACCCAAAGCUGUACCAGAUGAAGAUCUCUUGACAUCAGAUGGGAACAUAGUAUUGAACAAGGAAGCCCUUUGUGACCUAAAAAAGUCUUCACCAAGGGCUUUGGUGAAUGCCAUCAUGAGUGCAGCAUUCUCAAAGCAGGAGUUGAUUAAUCACUCAUUGACGGGUGCAAAAUGUAACUUGCACAAAGAAGACGGAAGGCCCCCUCUUCCACCCGGAAAAGUCGCGGCAGUCAAAGGCUUCGUCAAGAGGGUUUUCCCUGAAUACCAACUAUUCAACAAACAUGCGAGCGAAAAAAUUUCCAACUUGAGGAAAUCAAUUAAACAGUAAGGUGCAUACAUUGUCCCAAAUUUUAAAACCAUCAGUUGAACCCAUUAUGCUGAUUUCCUGUAUAAAGUAUGCUUAUUUACUGCAGAUAGUGAAAAAUGUCCAAUGAUGAAGCGCGCUUGUGUCAGUGUGCCAAACCAAUGCCUGUUUCCAUGAAUAAGUAUACUAUGUUCAUGAGUCCACUGUUUUAACGUAUUAUGAGUCCUUUCUUGAAACAGUCAUUUCCUGAAUGAAAUGGCAUACUUAUCAAUUUCAACAGGCGUCAGUUUGGUGCUAUGUGACGAAAGCGUGCAUCAUCAUUGGACAUUGUUUAAUAUCCGCGUUAAAUAAGCAUAAUUUUUACAAGAACUUGCAAAAACCAUGGAUUCAACCGAUGGUUUUAAAAACCACCUGUGUAAAUUAAUUCCAUAAGUAGUUAAUUGCCUAAAGAAAGUGAUCAUGCUAGAGAUUGUUGAUAUUAGUUUAAAAGAUGUAUUUCAUUAAUAUAUUAGAUUUUUGAUAUUAGAGUUUUCCCACUGUAGCUAACUUAACCCUAUCUAGGCCAGGGGGGGGGGCGCCUUGGAGGGCCUCAACGAGUCGCGCAAUAUUUUCUCCGCGCAAAAUUUGAGACCAAUGAGAGUAUGAGACCAAUUUGUGUCACCGGGGUACGCAGUUCCGAAAUUACGCAACGUUAUGUAAGUGCAUGUCAGACCAAAAAUUGCUCCAAAAUGUGAUUUCAUGUACA
Messenger RNA from Lytechinus variegatus (green sea urchin), 1904 nucleotides. RefSeq lists its product as uncharacterized. NCBI's taxonomy places the organism in Eukaryota, Metazoa, Echinodermata, Echinoidea, Temnopleuroida, Toxopneustidae. The record is from RefSeq and is a predicted model, not a curated record. Gene Ontology annotation, molecular function: DNA binding. The transcript has 7 exons. The coding region runs from base 113 to 1183 and encodes 356 amino acids.